Messenger RNA from Prosopis cineraria, 2811 nucleotides. RefSeq names its product G-type lectin S-receptor-like serine/threonine-protein kinase At5g35370. The record is from RefSeq and is a predicted model, not a curated record. Gene Ontology annotation, molecular function: protein serine/threonine kinase activity; ATP binding. Lineage: Eukaryota; Viridiplantae; Streptophyta; Magnoliopsida; Fabales; Fabaceae. Bases 36 to 2666 code for a protein of 876 amino acids. Gene Ontology annotation, biological process: recognition of pollen; protein phosphorylation. The transcript has a single exon.
UCAGAUCAAUUCCAUUCUCUCCCCGUUGUCCUCUGAUGGAACCCAUUUCUUCCUAUUCUUUGUUCUGCAUUUCCUCAAACUUCGUGAUGGAAUCUGUCUUUUACUUCUCUCUCACUUCUCUCUUGUUUUCUUCCAUCUCUGCCUACACGUUCUCGGAAUCUAUCAAUCCAAAUUUCACUGCUUCAUAUCUUCAGUUCAUUGACCGCUCUGGCACCUUCUUGACAUCCCGCAAUGGAACAUUCGAGGCUGCUAUAUUCAAUCCUGGCGAUCAACAAUCCAGAUUCUACUUUUGUGUCUUCCAUGUGGCAUCCCACACCAUCAUCUGGUCGGCUAAUCGUGAAGCUCCCAUCUCAAAUUCUGAUACGAUGAACCUAACUACGAAAGGGAUCACUAUUUUUGAUCACGAUGGAAGCCUCAAAUGGUCAACCCCACCAUUGAAAUCAGCAGUAUCAGCAUUACAACUAACUGAAACGGGCAAUCUCGUCUUACUCGAUCAUUCCAAUGGUUCUCUCUGGGAAAGCUUCCAGCAUCCAACAGACACAAUUGUUAUUGGACAGCGCUUACCUGUUCGAACAUGGCUGUCAAGUGCGAUAUCAGGGUCUGACUUGUCAACUGGGGAUUACAACUUAAGUAUCACUCCGUCUGACGCAAUACUUCAGUGGCAUGGCCAGACAUACUGGAGGUUGUCGAUGGCCAAAAAUGCCUUCAAGGAUUCAAAUUAUAUGGUCGAAUACAUGGCUAUAAACAGAACAGCUCUCGAUCUUUUUGGAAGUAAUGGAACAGUGACUGUGUUUAGGGUGGUCUUGCCGAUGGCUGAUUUCCGAAUUGCCAAGUUGGCCGUUAAUGGCCAGUUUACCGUCCAAAGCUUUUCCGGAACUAACUGGGUCCAGGAAUUUGUGGGGCCGGAUGAUGGUUGUGACACUCCCUUUAUUUGUGGCAGAUUGGGAUUAUGCACUCAUGGCACUGCGUCCUCGGCACCUACUUGUUCUUGUCCCUCAAACUUCAAUGCAGGCUCAAGUAAUGUUCGUGGUUGUGUGCCUAGCAAUGCUUCUUAUUCCUUGCCAUUUGCGUGCAAAUCAUCUGGUUAUGAUAGUACAUCAAAUUCUUCAGCUGUUUCAUAUUUGAAACUCGGGAAUGGUAUGGAGUACUUUAGCAAUACCUACUCUAACACCGUGACAUAUGUAGAGAACUCAACUAUUUGCCAAGAUCUGUGUUCUUGGAAUUGUUCGUGCUUGGGAUUUUUCUAUGAAAAUACGACUGGAUCCUGCUCUAUGCUUGAAAAUGAGCUGGGGUCUAUUUUGUCAGGUAGUGGAGGUACAAGUAACUCGUCGGGCUACAUAAAAGUUGUUGUUGAAUCUGCUACUGAUAUUGACGAUCCUACUUCUGAAGAAGAGGGGCUUCCUGUGGCUGUUCUGGUGCUAAUACCUCUUACUGGAUUCAUUAUUGCUUUGGCUCUCGGUUUCCUCUGGCUCAGAAGAUAUAGAAUCUCCAAGGGAGAAGAGAUAAAAUUAGGCAAGUUCAAAUCGCAUUCUUCAGAGGACCUGGAGGCAUUCCAUAUUCCAGGCUUACCUAAAAGGUUUGAUUAUGAAGAACUUGUGGAGGCUACUGAUGGUUUUAAGACUCUGAUCGGUUCAGGUGGGUUUGGUGCGGUGUUCAAGGGACAACUACCUGAUAAGACCGUUGUGGCGGUAAAGAAAAUAGUAAAUUUGGGAAAUCAGGGGAAAAAGGAUUUCUGCACUGAGAUUGCAAUUAUUGGAAAUAUUCAUCACGUUAAUUUGGUGAAACUGAAAGGCUUUUGUGCUGAAGGAAGACAACGUCUGUUGAUUUAUGAGUACAUGAAUCGUGGCUCCCUGGAUCGCACGCUCUUUGGUGGCGGACCAGUCUUGGAAUGGCAGGAGAGGGUUGAUAUAGCACUGGGAACAGCGCGAGGGCUGGCCUAUCUACACGGCGGGUGUGAGCAAAAGAUCAUUCACUGUGAUAUCAAACCUGAGAACAUUCUUUUGCACGAUCACUUCCAGGCAAAGAUAUCGGAUUUUGGACUCUCAAAACUCCUCAGCCCCGAACAGUCUGGUUUAUUCACAACCAUGAGAGGCACAAGAGGCUAUCUAGCUCCGGAGUGGCUUACGAACUCGGCAAUCACAGAGAAAACUGAUGUUUAUAGUUUUGGAAUGGUAUUGCUUGAACUAGUGAGUGGAAGAAAAAAUUGUUCUGUGGGGUCACAAAGCCCAAGCAAGGACGAGAGCAGCAGCUGCCGUUCAGGGACGUCAUCGGUGACAGGACUGGUUUAUUUUCCACUAUUUGCGUUGGAGAUGCAUGAGCAAGGCAGGUACCUUGAGUUGGCUGACCCAAGGCUGGAAGGGCGGGUUUCAAAUGACGAGGUGGAGAAACUAGUGCGUAUAGCCUUGUGCUGUGUUCACGAAGAACCGGCGCUGAGGCCAAACAUGGCUGCUGUUGUUGGCAUGCUGGAAGGCGGGACUCCAAUGGCCCAGCCAAGGAUUGAAUCUUUGAAUUUCUUGCGCUUUUAUGGGCGUACUUUUACAGAGGCUUCCAUGCUAGCUGAGGAAAAACCCGCGUAUCAACAAGCACAGAAACAUUCAGCUACCACUAGCGGUUCUCAAACUGCGUUUUCUUACGUUUCUUCACAUGAUAUCUCAGGGCCUAGAUAAUGUCUGCAUGUAUAGUACAUCAUUGUAAUUGUACAGGACCCUCUACCAUGGUUCUUAUAUCUUGCCACAAGGAGAGGUUGUUUUGAUUCAUAUCAUUCUAGUGCAUUCAAUCUGUGAUGCCGCUACUUUACCCUGGUUCUAAUUA